This is a messenger RNA of Camponotus floridanus (Florida carpenter ant), 1246 nucleotides long. It is a transcript of the gene Rrp1, whose product is annotated as exodeoxyribonuclease. NCBI's taxonomy places the organism in Eukaryota, Metazoa, Arthropoda, Insecta, Hymenoptera, Formicidae. The record is from RefSeq and is a predicted model, not a curated record. The transcript has 9 exons. Gene Ontology annotation, biological process: base-excision repair. Gene Ontology annotation, molecular function: phosphoric diester hydrolase activity; double-stranded DNA 3'-5' DNA exonuclease activity; endonuclease activity. The coding region runs from base 50 to 1147 and encodes 365 amino acids. Gene Ontology annotation, cellular component: nucleus.
GGGUUAAUAUCGACAUCGAAUGUACCGCAAUAAUGCUAAACGGUGCUAAAUGGCACUAAAUUUAAAGUUGUAUAACAAACGGAGCUGCAUCAGACGUUUGGUCGCAUUUUUUCCAGUCGCGUAUACGGGAAUUAUUAAGUACCUGUUCUUUACAAAGAAUAAGAUUUCAAUAUGCCACCAAAACGAACUCCAAAAGCAAAGAUUGAUUCUUCCAAAGUUAAAUCUGAGAACAAAAGUCGAAUCAAAGAAAGUUAGUGAAAAUGAUUCAUCUACCACGAAAAAGGCAAAGAAUGAACCCAAACAAAUGCAGAAUAAGAUAGAUACAAAUCUGGAUGAAAUAGAUUUUAUGUGCACAAAGUCAAAUGAGGAAGGCAAGAAUUACAAUCUGAAAAUAUGUACUUGGAAUGUUUCUGGAAUCAGAGCUGUCAUUAAAAAAAAUGGAAUGGAUUAUAUUAUAAAAGAAGAUGCAGAUAUAGUUGCUUUACAAGAAACAAAAUGUGACAAAGAUAAAUUGCCGAAUGAAGUCAAAUUGCCAGGAUACCAUCAUUAUUUUGUAGACAGUAAAAAACCAGGUUAUUGUGGAGUUGCUUUGUUCUCUAAAGAAAAGCCAAUUUCUGUGAAAUAUGGUUUAAACAAUUCUGACUUUGAUAGUGAAGGCAGAAUGAUCACAGCAGAGUUCCCAGAAUUUUUUAUAGUUAAUGUUUAUGUGCCAAAUGCUGGGCAAAAGUUGGUGACAUUACCCAAAAAAUUGGAAUGGAAUAAGAUAUUUAAAAAAUAUAUGGAAGAAUUAGAUGAAAAAAAGCCUGUUAUUAUAUGUGGUGAUAUGAAUGUGGCCCAUCAAGAAAUAGAUUUAAAAAAUCCCAAAACAAAUACUAAAAAUGCUGGAUUUACCAAGGAGGAACGCGGUGAUAUGACUGACUUUUUAGCUACUGGCUUUAUAGAUACUUUCAGAUUGUUGUAUCCUGACAAAGAAGGUGCAUAUACAUUCUGGUCAUAUUUUGCCAAUGCACGCAAUAAGGAUAUUGGAUGGCGAUUGGAUUAUUUCCUGGUAUCAGAACGGAUGAAGAAUAAAGUAUGUGACAAUGUUAUAAGAAAACAAGUUUAUGGCAGUGAUCAUUGUCCUGUAAUACUUUAUAUUAAUUUAUAAUAAACAUUGUGUAUCUUUGUGUAAAAAUGUCAAGUAAUAUCGGCAAUGGCAUUUUCUCUGAAUAAUUGUAAACAAUCAAUAUAUAACUGAUCAAUUGUA